AUGGCGAGUGAGUGCGGUGAAUUAGUAUAUAAAUUCUACAGAGCCCUAACUUAUGGUUUGUCGCCGUUAGUAUACCUACACCUACGGUGGCGCAAAUUUCGAGGCCGCGAACAUCCCCUCCGGUGGCGGGAACGUCUUGGCCGCCCCUCACUCAGCCGUCCUCCUGGCCCUCUUAUUUGGUUCCAUGCUGUCUCUUUAGGUGAAGGAAUGGCAGCUAUUCCUAUCAUAAAGUGCUGCGUGGAAAGGAUGCCUGAAGUUUCUGUCUUGAUGACGACCACAACUACUUCAGCAUUUGAAGUGAUAAAAAACCAGCUUCCGAGCGAUGUCAAAUAUCAGUUUGCUCCACUUGACUUACCUACCGCCGUGGAUGUUUUCCUUGGUUAUUGGAAGCCAAGUGCAAUCAUACUAUUGGAAAGUGAAUUGUGGCCAAAUCUCAUUAUGGGUGCCGCUAGGAAUGGUAUUGCAUUGACAUUGCUAAAUGGCAGAAUGUCCAAAAAAUCUUUUCAAAAUUGGUCUCAACCGGCAAUUCUUCCAUUGAUUAGAUUGAUGCUCUCAAAAUUUUCAUUGAUUCUCCCAUUGAGCACAAACCAAGGAAUUCACUUUCAGCUGUUGCAAGCUCCACCUUUCAUUAUCAACUUCUCGGGAGACCUAAAAUGUGCUAUUGAUGAUUGUGGCAUUCUUGAGGGAGAGAAGAGCAUUCUGGAAGAUUUACAGGUACAGCUUGCUCAUAGAAAGGUGUGGAUGGCUUCAUCCAUACACAAGGGUGAAGAGGAUGUUAUUCUAAGAGCUCACAAUGUGCUUAAACAAAUGCAUCAGGGUAUUGUCACUAUCAUUGUUCCACGGCAACCACAACAUGGGCAAGAGAUCGCUCUGAAAUUGCAGAAGGAAGGAGUUCUUGUGGCAUUAAGGUCUCGUCGUGAUAAGCUUACGCCUGGAACAAAUAUAUACAUCGUUGACUCAUUAGGCGAACUGAGAGACUUCUACAGAUUGACGCCAAUAGCUGUUGUGGGAGGGUCUUUCUUACAGGGUUCAGCUGGUCAUAAUAUAUCAGAAGCUGCUGCAGCUGGUUGUGCUGUUUUGACUGGUCAUGACAUAGGCCACUUCUCACAGAUGGCACUAGAAAUGCAACGUUUGAACCCUUUGUCAGUUCUGCAGAUUUCUGGAGAAAAGCUUGUAGAUGCUGUUAACGAGCUCUUCUGUAAUGACAAAAUUCUGGAAGAACGCCGUACAGCUGCAAAACAAGCAUAUCAUGCUUUGUCUAGGGGAGUUGUUGAAAAUGUAUGGCGGCAGUUGCACUUUCACAUUUUCAAUAGAUCCAUGCGAGGGAUGAAUGUCGUAGCGCGGAGAACCUAA
This is a messenger RNA of Fraxinus pennsylvanica, 1353 nucleotides long. Lineage: Eukaryota; Viridiplantae; Streptophyta; Magnoliopsida; Lamiales; Oleaceae. The record is from the annotation of a GenBank genome assembly.